AUGGGACGAGCACAGCGCAAAAAGGGCAGGCUGCCCCCCAGAUUUUAUCUUGAGCAGCGCGCCCAGCUCGCCGCACAAGGGAAGACUCGCCCAAAGGCUGCCGACAACACGAAGAAGGGCCUGGCAUCGAUAUUGAAGAAGUGGGAGAGGUUUUGCGGCGAACUUGGUCAUCAUCCUUCAACUUUCCGCAAAGACGCACAAGUGCCAGACUUAAAAAUAUUUUGGAAAUGGACGAUGGAUCGCUACAAUAGGAUCGGUGUGGCUUCAAGUUUGAAGAACUACUGGCGGGUUCUGAGAAUGCAUGCCCUCGACAAGGCCGAUCGAGACUUCGAUCCACACGAGAGAAGGGACAUACACAAUUAUAUCAAUUUGCUCAUCGACGAGUAUGGCCUUCGCGUUCUCCCCAAGAAGAAACCAGUCAUCGGCCUCGACGAUCUCUACCUUCUCCUUUAUACACACUGGGUGCUCGAUGAUUCGACAUUCAAGGAUGAGCGGCAGCGGGUUCAAGUUGCCACCGGCUUACUGACGGCCGCCUUUUUCGGUUGCCGACCGUGUUCCCUGUUCGACACUCGAGUCAAACUUGACGAUCCCGAUGACCCAAGCAUAACCGCCGACGACACUGCGGUCGCCAGUGGCCGAGGAGCCGGAGAAGUGGUGAAUCAUAUCAAAAUGGACGAAAUCAAAGACAUGAAGAGCAACCGUGAUGGUGAUACUGGAAUGUCCAUUGACGCUGCUCAUAAAGCCGACCGCGAUUCCAAUACGAGCUGGGAUGGUGACAGCGACAGCGACAGCGAUUCCGGCUCGCUUUACGACGACUACGAUGAGGAUUGCGACACCGACGAUGAUUAUAAUGCAGGGCCCGAAGAAACUCGGUCCUUCCUGUAUCGCCAGGUGCAGAUCCCGCCCGGCAGGAAGAGCUUAACGUUGAAAUGGAGACGUCGAGUGUUGGAUCUUCCGGUCUUCCAGGAGCCAUUGCGCGGUGCGGGUGAAGCGGGCACAUCACCGACCGCACCGUUGCGAGCUAGCACGUGGAUCCGUUACCUGAAGCGUCUCGGCCAGAAGGCGGGCUUCGAACGUUCCUUCACCCAGUAUGGGCUCCGACGUGGCCUCUUGAAUGUUGUUAACAACAGCGCUCUCUCGUCGUUUGACGGCCGACGCGAGCGCCUCGACGGAGCUGUCGUCCGAGCAGAAGACCCAGUUGAAACAGCACCCUCAAGUAAUCCGACUCGGCCAACGAACAAAGCUCUCACGGCGCGAAUCCACGCGGCGGGUUACAAAACGAUCGGCGACGCCGAAGGGACAACCCUUUAUACAAAGAAGAAAACGGCCGAAGCUCGGUUGUGCUGCACCAAAAUCAAACUGCGAAACGGCAUGAUCGCAAAAGCGCGGAAACGACACUUCCGGACCGCUGACACUCUCGCCUUUGACGCUCAAUUUUCCUCCACCACCGCCGCUCCCACGGUCGCACCGGACCCCCCACCUACGAAACCGAUCGAAUACAACAUCCCCGAGCGAGCCGAGGUGGUCCGACUGACCUGCAGUCCCGGCGACGGUCUGAGCGAUCGAAAAAGGCUCCGGCGAAGAGUCCAGGCCAUCGACGGGAAACCCCGCGCCGCGGUCGGCCCAAGUCCACCGUCAAACAGGAGGAGUCGGAGAGUGCGAUGA
This is a messenger RNA of Bacidia gigantensis, 1665 nucleotides long. RefSeq lists its product as uncharacterized. Lineage: Eukaryota; Fungi; Ascomycota; Lecanoromycetes; Lecanorales; Ramalinaceae. The transcript is spliced from 5 exons. The record is from RefSeq and is a predicted model, not a curated record. The coding region runs from base 1 to 1665 and encodes 554 amino acids.